UUUUUAAACUUAAAAAGAGUAAACAUCGAACGAUUACUUCUCUUUCGCCCUCUUCUACGUCGUGCGACGACAAUGGCCUAUUAUCUAAAUGAGAGGAAUAUAAUCACAGAAAGUGAAGACGAAAGACCAUCAAAAACAAUUACAUCAAUUUCCAAUCAAAAAAUGUUAAAAAUUCACAAAAAUUCAUCAAAUUUUACAGAAAAUAAUUCAUUUUUGGAUAAAUUGUCACCUUCUGAUCGGGCAAAGAAAUUUGCGGCAAUUGCGUGUGGAGAAGAUGAAGUUAAGAGUGGAAUGAAUCUUGGAAUAGGGAGUGGAACGACUAUGAAGUUUUUUAUUGAUUGGUUACAAGAAACGAUUGAAAAUGGAAAUUUGGAAAAUAUUAAAUGUGUUCCGACAUCUUUUCAGACUCGAGUUUGGUUAAAUAAUGCUAAUUUGCCUGUCUACUGUUUAGAUCAACUUAGCAAUUUAGAUUUGGCUAUUGACGGUGCCGACGAAGUUGAUAAAGAUUUAAAUUGUAUAAAAGGGGCCGGUGGUUGUUUAUUACAAGAGAAAAUUGUCCAAAAUUGUGCUAAACGUUUUGUUGUUAUUGGUGGAUUUGAUAAAUAUUCUGGAGGUUUUGGACGUGUUGCAAAGAGUAUUCCGAUUGAAAUUGCUCCGUCAAGUCUUGUCCCUGUACAGAAAUGGAUUACUGAAAAACAUGGAGGAAAGUGUAUAUUAAGAAUGGAUUCUCGAAAAUGUUUUCCAGUAAUUACAGAAAAUCAUAAUUAUUUGUUAGAUUGGCAUUUUCCAAUACCUGUAAGUGAUCAUUUUGAUUGGAAUUUAGUUAAUAAUAGUUUGUUGUGUAUUCCAGGUGUAACAGAGACGGGAUUAUUCCUCAAUGUUAUUGAUGCUGCUUAUUUUGCUACUCCGGAUGGAGAAAUAAAAAAAGCAACAAAAUGA
Molecule: messenger RNA, 939 nt
Organism: Meloidogyne enterolobii
Lineage: Eukaryota; Metazoa; Nematoda; Chromadorea; Rhabditida; Meloidogynidae
Source: the annotation of a GenBank genome assembly